This is a messenger RNA of Osmerus eperlanus (European smelt), 1212 nucleotides long. Its product is annotated as endonuclease domain-containing 1 protein-like. NCBI's taxonomy places the organism in Eukaryota, Metazoa, Chordata, Actinopteri, Osmeriformes, Osmeridae. Bases 236 to 1126 code for a protein of 296 amino acids. The transcript has 2 exons. Gene Ontology annotation, molecular function: hydrolase activity; nucleic acid binding; metal ion binding. The record is from RefSeq and is a predicted model, not a curated record.
GCCACAAACGCUUGAACAGAGAGAAAGUAGCAAGUUAGACAUCUCAAGCCAUAGACGUGUGUGUGUAAAAAGGAAGGGGGAAAGUUACGAACCCCAUGAAUUGAGACAAGCAGACUAGGCCUGAUUGAACAGUAAAGGACAGGAGAAACGGGAGAGAGAGAGAGAGAGAGAGAGAGAGAGAGAGAGAGAGAGAGAGAGGGGGAGAGAAGAGAAAGAGUGGCUAGCCAACAUCGUCAUGAGGAGUCACGCUUCCGUCUCGUCCGUGGCCGUCCUGGCGUUGCUUGCCUGCGUGCGGGAGGCCGGGGCAGGCGUGGUGGAGGACUUCAACCACGUGCAGCGCUGCAAAAACUCUCUCUACAUGGGCACCCCGCCGAGAGGCUACCUGGCCGGCGCGCUGAAGAAGAUCUGCCAGCGCUACGAGGAGAAGCCCUGCUUCGUCACGCUCUACGACCCCCACAAACACAUCCCCGUGUACUCCGCCUACACCUUCAAGAAGACCGACGGGCAGAAGACAGUGGACUUUCCCUGGAUGUUUGAGCCGCAGCUGGCCUCAGAGAAGGGCAGCAACAACAUGGAGCCCUUCCCCCAGUCCGCACACAUGCACAUGAACUUCGAGGACAGCCAGGCGGUCCUGGAGGACUACGCGGACGUGGUCCAGUACGAGCGCAGCCACCUCAAUCCAGACGAGCACCAGGAUGACCUCGUGGACAAGGCCUCCACCUACACCCUCACCAACGUGGUGCCCCAGUUCAGGGAGUUCAGCAUAGGGCCCUGGGCCGAGCACCAGGACCUCAUCCGCAAACGUCUCAACAACUACUGUCGAGGACGGGCCUAUGUGGUCACGGGGGUCACAACCUCAGGGAACAUGAUCCGCCGAGAUAACAUGGACCGGGUGGCGGUGCCGGAGUACAUGUGGUCGGCCUACUGCUGCACGGAGUACGACCUAAACGCGCCCUACUUCCUUCGGUACAAGUUCCCCGUGUUCGGAGCGUACGGGCUAAACGACCGUGUCAAUAACCACAUGGUGGAAGUUCCCCUCAAGAACCUGGAGAAGUUCCUCAAAGGUCGCAUGGACGUGGACAAGAACUUCCAGAUCUUCUACAACGACUGUGUGCCUGACCUUUAAGUUGUGUGCCCAUAUGGGGCCCAUAUACUUAAACAUAAAAUGCACAUAUUCUUUGUGUAAAAUGCUGUUACAUCAUGCAAUUAAAA